CACACACAUAUAUACAUAUAUACAUAUACCCAUAUAUAUAUAUAUCUAUAUAUAUAAUACCUCCACAAAGGGCUCAGAGUCAGAGAGAGAGACACAUAUUGGAAGUAGAAAACAAUUUCUCUGUGAUUCCAGAAACACCCUCUCUCGCUUCUCUCUCUCUCUAGUGUUACCAGUUGGCUCUUGCCCAAAAUUUCCCGGCUUUGUAUUCCACGAGGCUCUAAAAAAGUAGCUCCUAAACCCGGAAAACUUUCCUUUCGGCCUUCCUUUUUUUAAAAAAAAAAAUUGUUUAAUUAUUUUAUGUCUGUUAAGAACUCGUGGGCAGUUCAUUAAAUAGUCGGCUGUUAGAUGAAUCGAAGGCUUUGAGCUCUGCUUCGCUUUUCUCUGAAACAGCUAUGGCCGAAUAUAUCUGCUUAAUCAACCAGGAUGCAAUCAUAAUAAAAUCUCCUAAGAAAUCUCCUCUACUGUUAAGGACAAUAGUCUUAAUCUUUGCUAUGGUGUGUGGCGUUUAUAUCUGCUCAAUAUGUCUCAAGCAGAUAAAUAUUCAAAACAACAUUAAUUUUCAGACUAUCCAAUUCAUUGAAGGGCCUCAUCAUGAUAAUGGGAUCAAGUUACUAGAAAAUCCUUACCGGCAUUUUCCCAAUCCCAAAACCUUUAGCCGGGGCGAAUGUGCGCGUAAUCCAGUAAAGUUCUUUACCAUCCUGUCGAUGCAGAGAUCGGGAAGUGGGUGGUUUGAGAGCCUAUUGAAUAGCCAUAUCAAUGUGAGCUCUAAUGGUGAGAUAUUUUCUCGUUGGUAUAGGAGAGAAAAUAUUUCCUCCAUUGUACAGACUCUAGAUAAAGUUUAUAAUUUGGAUUGGCUCAGUAGCGCCUCGAAAAAUCAGUGCUCCGCGGCAGUUGGCUUCAAGUGGAUGCUUAAUCAGGGGUUGAUUGAGCACCAUAAAGAGAUAGUGGAGUACUUUAAUCGGAGGGGUGUUUCUGCAAUAUUUCUCUUCCGCAGGAAUUUGUUGCGCAGGAUGGUUUCAGAUCUUGCAAAUUCAUAUGAUCGAUAUGCUAAGCUAUUGAAUGGAACCCACAAGGCGCAUGUACAUUCAGUGGAGGAGGCUGAAAAACUUUCAACAUACAAGCCGACAAUCAAUUCUACAUCGUUGAUUGCGGAUAUUGAAAAGAUGGAGUUGACAGCUGCAAAUGCCUUAGCAUACUUCAAUAGCACUAGACACAUGAUUGUGUAUUAUGAGGACGUUAUGACGAAUCACACUAAACUGCAAGAUGUUUUAGAUUUUCUUGGAUUGCCACAAAUGGAGCUAAAAAGCCGUCAAGUAAAGAUACACAAAGGAUCAUUAGCUGACCACAUCAAGAACUGGGAUGAUGUCAAGAGGACGCUCAAGGGAACGGCUUACGAGCAUUUUCUCUACUCUGACUACUGAUUUUUAGUCUGCUUCUAAGUUCUAACACUAUUGGAUUGGAGUAAAUACCAACCUAACUACCGAAUUCUUACCACAAGCUGGCGGGGGUUUUGGGCGGCUGUUUGAAGUUUUGGCUGCAACGCCCUCUCGGUUUUCUGAUUCUCAUUUCCCUUUCUCCCCAUCAACAAUUCGUUGAUGUGUUCUAUACCCUUUUUUGUUUCUUUUUCUUUUUGUUUGAUCUUAUAGACCAGGCCAAUUUGUAUGUGUACUAAAGAAUGCGAGUUAAAAUGCGAUUGUUUAAUGCCAAAAAAAAAAAAGAGAAAAGAAAAGAAAAAAACGAGAAAAGAU
This is a messenger RNA of Morus notabilis, 1748 nucleotides long. Its product is annotated as nodulation protein H. Gene Ontology annotation, molecular function: sulfotransferase activity. Lineage: Eukaryota; Viridiplantae; Streptophyta; Magnoliopsida; Rosales; Moraceae. Bases 393 to 1421 code for a protein of 342 amino acids. The record is from RefSeq and is a predicted model, not a curated record. The transcript has 6 exons.